AGAGGCGGCGGGCAGGACCAUGGCAGCGCCCGAAACAGAGAUGAAAAACACGGAGGAGGGAGCACCUACAGAGAGUGAUGACGUCACGAAUAAGGCGGGAAAGGAUACUGAGGAGAAUGAAAUCACCAUGGCAACGGAGGAGGGGGAGAAAGAGAAGAUAGAGGGGGACGGAACUGUAGAAAACGGAGGAACCGAAGGUGAGGACUCUAAAGAGGAAGGCAAAAAGGAAGAAGAUAAAGUAGAACAACCGGGAGAAGAUGAGAAGGCAGAAAAUGAACCCGCAACAGACAAACGGGAAGACGCACCUGAGUCUACUGGGAACGAGCAGGGAACCGAGGAACGAGAGCACCCACCAGACGAUGCUGCUACAGACGAACAGAAGGUUACAGAAGAACAAGAAGCGACGCAAAACGGUGAUCAACAAGACAAGACAGAAAGCAACGAAACUACAGACGGUUCUGAAGAAAAGACUGAGAGAAAAUCUAGCAAACUAGAGGAUAUAAAGGAGGUAGAGGAUUCUGAGAAAGGCGAGGAACAAGACGGAGGCUCGGCCGAGGUGACGAAGGAAGGCGGGAAGACCGAGAGGACCAGCCCCACACCGCCUCCACAAGCCGCACGCAGGAGGAGCGAGCCCACACUCUCACAGGCACCGUCUCCUCGGGCCAGCCCGGGGUCCUCGCAGGCCAUGCUGCGCAGAGGGAGUCUGAUGGAUGUGGGCCGGCUCAGGCAGGCGGAAAAAACGCAGAGGGACGCCAUGAAGGACCCCAACAACUGGCCUAUGGAAGCACUCCAGGUAGAGAACCUAGACGGAGAUUCCGAGGUCGGCUGCCUGAUCCGCGGGACGUCUGACGUUCUGGACUCCGCCCCUGACGGCAUCACCGCCGCCUACCUACACCGCCUGUCACACCUGACGCUGGGAGCCGGGGAGGAGCUGGUCAGCGAGGUGGUGGACCUGCAGCCGCGGGGACACACGCUGCCCGGCCCGCUGGUCGUGGCCGUGCCGUACCCGGUCUCCGCCAGGAUCGGCAGUCGGGAAGUCAUCGUCAAGACGUCGCAAGACGGAGAGAAGUGGCGGGCAAUCCCGGCAUUCAACCCGGAGGCUAACUACAGGGAGAGGAAGGGCGUUUUCUUCGCGGAGGUGCAGGUGAAGCAGCUUGGGCAUGUAUGCAGUACUGUCGCGGCCCGCUAGGGAGAAGAUCCACGUCCCCACCAAGGGCGGGCUGUUCAAGGCGCCUCAAGACCAGCGCGUGUCCUUCAAGUACGACAAGGAGGGGGUCAAGACGCCGCUGGUGCUGACC
This is a messenger RNA of Branchiostoma belcheri (Belcher's lancelet), 1298 nucleotides long. Its product is annotated as neurofilament heavy polypeptide-like. The record is from RefSeq and is a predicted model, not a curated record. The transcript has 6 exons. Bases 20 to 1189 code for a protein of 389 amino acids. NCBI's taxonomy places the organism in Eukaryota, Metazoa, Chordata, Leptocardii, Amphioxiformes, Branchiostomatidae.